This is a messenger RNA of Microdochium trichocladiopsis, 861 nucleotides long. RefSeq lists its product as uncharacterized. NCBI's taxonomy places the organism in Eukaryota, Fungi, Ascomycota, Sordariomycetes, Xylariales, Microdochiaceae. Bases 209 to 814 code for a protein of 201 amino acids. The transcript is spliced from 2 exons. The record is from RefSeq and is a predicted model, not a curated record.
UCUUGAAGUGACGUCCUGUACUGACGACGAAGACGACGACGACUGGUCAGCACAACUCACUUCCCGAGUGCAACAGUAAACAUCUACUGGUUGACUAUUGCGAGUCUUCCAGAAGCCUGCCUGAGCACACCCUUCAGCUCGGGCGAACUACCAGAGGAUUGAGCAUCAAGACCCCUUUUGGCGCGUCUGCUUUUAUCAUUGUCUUGCAAUGCCUGCCCAACGAGAACCAGCUGGGGAUAGUGGUCGCGUGGACGAUUUCAAUUCGAGUUUGGAAAGGACUCGUCAGACACUGGACAGGAGUCGAGUCAAUAGAGUUCGAACUCACGGCAGCCGGCAAGCACGCCGUCGUGGAGAAAGAGGAUCUUCAAGCAGAGGCCAAGUGAACCUGACGUCGCCGUUCUCAAGGCUCCAAUGCCAGAAUGAAGGCGACCUCGCUGCGACGCAGUUGGACUCGAGCGCCACGCUUGGGUCGACCUCGCCACCAUGCUUCCCGUCUUUCACUGACUCGAUGAUGGUUAACGUGGACCCCGAGGAAGACUUUGGAGUCAGUUCGAGCGGGCCGUACGAGCGAGAUCAGAAUCAGGGUGAGAGCCGUCAAUGGCCAAGCACUGUCCACGAAACUCCUCAAGUCCUCGAUGUAGGCCAAGCAUCAUAUGUCAUCGGCCAUAGCGAGGUGACACUGGAUUGGUGGGUCUACAACCAGCAGUCGCCUUGGGACCCUCUAGUCAUGCAGCACAAAGGUCCGCGGAAGGGUCUGGACGCCAGGUAUCUCCAGCUGCGGGACAUGAUCGAGAGCUACCAGACAUUGCCCUGAGACUCUAGAGAUGGCGGGCGGCUAUGCAGUAUUUAUUGUUUUCGACC